UUUAUUUUAGCCAUAUCGCCCAGCUCUACAUUAAAGCAUGGCUUAUGCUAACAGGCUAGCGGGGCUUAAGCUACACAGCAAAUAAGUGGAUAAAUGUUUUGUUUGUGCACCAAAUUAUUUCCCCAUUUGGUACUGCUUUUUCCUUUUUACAGUAUCAUUGAAGCAGGAUACAUUUCCCAUGGUACAAUAAGCCCAACAUCGUAUUCACUAAUAGUUCCAAUACCAGUUACCAUUACCAAUUUACAGUUAGCAUUCAAUGGUACAUUUCAAUCAAACGCAAUCAGGAGCAUUGAAGUUUGGUGAAAUGUAGCUUAUUACUCACUUCAUUACAUUAUGCAUAUAAAUGGUGUAAGAGGGGGUGAGAGUUAAUCAGCAUGGCAAUGUUCAUACUGUUCCUGCAGGUGUGUCUACAAUGAAAUGGAUCAGUGUACGGAGAGGAGGAUCUGUCACCAUCCCAUGUUUCUAUGGUGACAGACAAAAAACUCACAUGAAAUACUGGUGCAGAGGGGACGACUGGAGGUCAUGUACUCCCAUAGUACACACUGACUCUCCACAGGAGGGUAAAGUGUCAAUCAGAGAUGAUCCUGACCAGCGAGUCUUCACUCUGACCAUCAAAAAUCUGACAGCUGGGGACUCUGGUACCUACUGGUGUCAUGUGGAGAUCAGUGGAGGUUCAAAUGUUGGAGAUCAGGUUUAUCUGUCAGUCACUGAUGGUAAGAUGUUUGUACUGCAGACUGUACUGAGUUCCCCUGGGCUGUCAGUGGACAAACAGGAGGUGACGGGUGUGGAAGGAGACAAUGUCAGUGUUCAGUGUCGCUAUAGAAACAGUGACAGUCUGAAGCUGUGGUGUAAGAUCGGGGGCUCCUGUGCAUCAGAGAGAUCUGUGAGUUUGGAUGGGAGGCCUGUCCUGAUCAGGGAGGACAGAGUAAAUAGAGUCUUCAGCGUGACAAUGAGGGGACUGGAGAUGAAGGAUACAGGAUCGUACUGGUGUGAUGCUGGAGGCUGGCAGAUCCCAGUUCAUAUUACUGUCAAACCAAUAAUCAUCACCGAAUGUAAGUAA
Molecule: messenger RNA, 1060 nt
Organism: Paramormyrops kingsleyae
Lineage: Eukaryota; Metazoa; Chordata; Actinopteri; Osteoglossiformes; Mormyridae
Source: RefSeq, a predicted model, not a curated record